This is a messenger RNA of Suncus etruscus (white-toothed pygmy shrew), 3062 nucleotides long. It is a transcript of the gene BCL2L13, whose product is annotated as BCL2 like 13. Lineage: Eukaryota; Metazoa; Chordata; Mammalia; Eulipotyphla; Soricidae. The coding region runs from base 79 to 1479 and encodes 466 amino acids. Gene Ontology annotation, biological process: regulation of apoptotic process; apoptotic process. The record is from RefSeq and is a predicted model, not a curated record. Gene Ontology annotation, cellular component: mitochondrion. The transcript is spliced from 7 exons.
GCCGCCGCUUGCUUCUCCGCUGGGGCCGGGGCCGGGGCCAGGUUUUACUCACCUGUAAAUAGACCUUUUUGGAGCUCAAUGGCGUCCUCUACUGCAGUGCCUCUAGGAUUUCACUAUGAAACAAAAUACGUUGUUCUCAGUUAUUUGGGACUCCUCUCUCAGGAAACGUUUCAAGAGCAACAUCUUUCCUCACCCCAAGAGGUUCAGAAAGAUGAAACUUCACAACCUUUAGAUGAAGAACUUUUAUUAAAAAUUAAAACUGAAAUUGAAAAAGAGUUAAAAUCACUGGAUAAAGAACUUUCUGAAGCCUUUACCAGCACAGGCUUUGACCGUUAUACUUCUCCGGUGUUCAGUCCUGCUAACCCAGAGAGCUCAAUAGAAGAUUGCUUGGUUCAUCUUGGAGAAAAAGUAUCACAGGAACUGAAGGAGCCUCUACAUAAAGCCUUGCAAAAGCUCCUCAAUCAGCCAGUGACAUAUCAGUCCUAUCGGGAAUGUACAUUGGCGACUGCGGUUCAUGCCAGCGGCUGGAACAAGAUAUUGGUGCCCUUGGUUAUGCUACGGCAAAUGCUUUUGGAACUGACAAGACGUGGUCAAGAACCCUUGAGUCCAUUGCUGCAGUUUGGUGUGACAUAUCUGGAGGAGUUUGCUGCAGAGUACAUCAUUCAGCAAGGUGGCUGGGGCACUGUAUUUAAUCUUGAAUUAGAGGAAGAGGAAUACUCUGGUCUUGCUGCAGAAGAUAGCAAUGACAUUUAUAUCCUGCCCAGUGACAACUCUGGACAGAUCAGUCCUCCAGAGUCUCCAACUGUGAUCACCUCCUGGCAGUCAGAAAGCUUACCUGUUUCACUGUCGUCGAGCCAGAGCUGGCACACAGAAAGUUUACCUGUGUCCCUAGGUCCUGAGUCCUGGCAGCAGAUUGCUGCGGAUCCGGAAGAAAUCAAGAGCUUAGAUAGCAAUGGGGCCGGAGAAAAGAGUGAGAAUAAUUCUUCCAAUUCUGAUAUUGUACAUGUGGAGAAAGAAGAAAUACCUGAGGGCUUGGAGGAGUCUGCUCCCGCUUCUGUCAUCUUUCAAGCCAGGGAACUUCAAGAAGUAUUCCCCGAAGCCCCAGCUCCCUUGCUUCCACAUAUCACUGCCACUUCCAUGCUGGAGAUUGAGGAGCCUGAUGUAGAAAUGAUUGCCGUGGAGAAAGUGAGCCCUCCUACAUCUUUGUUUGUAGUACUUGAUGAAGAAGAGGUGAAAGCAGUAACAAGUGAGCCUAUUGAACUGAAGGAAGAAGUGAUAACAGUACUGGAACCUACAAAAACAAUGCUGAGUGGUGAAGAGAUAAAUUUAAGGGAAGAGAGUGCAGAGCCCUCUCCUGCUAGGGAAGAGAAGAUCAUCCUAUUUUCUGAGGGGAAGUCUGUAUUGCUAUUUGGAGGAGCUGCUGCUGUUGCCAUAUUAGCAAUGGCAGUGGGGGUAGCACUGGCUCUGAGAAAGAAUUAGAUUUUUUAGAAGAGAGAAGGCAAGGAUAUAAGGUUUUUAAGUAGUAUCGGCUGAGUUUGAACAUCUGUGGAACUCAGAUAUUUGGGGGACUGUGCUAACCAAAUAGUGGGUUGAUCCACACAUUGAAGACUGAGAUAGGUCUUCAUAUUUGUCUGAUAAAAGUUUCAAGGGCCAUGGCUUAUAAGAUUUAGAAUCUUAUGAGUAAAGUCAACCCUUUAGGUCAAGGUUAUUCAGCCUUGACAUUAAUGGUAUCUUUCAUUUUUGGGGGGCCGUACCUGGUGACGCUCAGGUGUUACUCCUGGCUAUGUGCUCAGAAAUCGCUCCUGGCUUGGGGGGACGAUAUGGCAUGUCAGGGGAUCAAACGGUCCAUCCUAGGCUAGCACACACAAGGCAGACGUCUUAUAGCUUGCUCCACCGCUCCGGCCCCCAUUAAUGGUAUCUUAGGAGUUUAUUCUGAGAUUGGUCUGUGCAUUAAAGGACAUUUAGCAAAACUACUGGCCUCUACCUUUUCCCCAAAUUGUGACAAGCAGAAUUGUCUCCUGACAUUGCCAAAUGUCCCCUGGGAGUAAAAUUGUUCCCUGUGGAACACCAAGGCUUUAGAGGGAGAGGGUUGUAACUUAGAAGAAACUGGAUAGGAGUUCCUAGGCAAGAAGGCUCAAUGACUAAUGAUUUGUGCCCUUGGAAUUGUUUAUCUUUCCUGAUGAACAUGUUUUGUAGCCAUGACUUUGUACUUUUCCUUUCUUCCCUACCUUUUUGGUCCUAUAUUGUGAGAAUGCCUUCCUCUUCAGUCUCUGCUCUCAGGUUACCACUGUACUCCUCUUCUUCACCCCAGGUUCCUUCUAAGACACUCAUGGGCUACGCUGCGUCUUUCAAAUCCCUGGCAUUUCCUACUUUCUCCUUGUAAAUCAACUAACUGCCUAUACUAAUCUUUAAAAACUAAAUUGGGGCUGUAGCAAUUUCACAAUGGUUAGGGCAUUUGCCUUGCAUGCAGCUAACCCAGUUCAAUCACUGGCAUCCUGUACGGUCCCCUGAGCUCGAUAGGAAUGAUUUUUGAGCACAAAGUCAGGAGUAACCCCUGAGUACCAUCAGGUAUGGCCCCAAAUAAUAAUAAUAAUAAUAAAUAAAUAAAUAAAUAAAAGAAUGAAUUUAAUAAAAAGAGAGAACCAGGCCUCCUUCCCUGUGAGAGAAAGGGCAGGCAACUAGGUAGAGAUUUUUCUCAUUUAGAAGAGGGUGGCAUUUGGUUCUCUUCCAGAUUAGUCUGUGGUCCAUGCAACUGAGUUUACGAUGAUUUAUUGCUUGCAUUUCUGUUGCUGGAGGGUCAUUGUAUUUGUCUGUGCUAGUAUCAAACACUCUAAUCUGCCUUGUUGACUAAACAGCCAGAUCCUCUGUGGUUUUUUGCCAUGUAAUUCAUUCUUUGGCUUAUAAACUAAUUGAGUCAUAAUUCAAAUACAGAAAAAUCUCCUAAGUGUCACUAAAAUAAAAAAUAGGAAAUACAAGCACAAUCAAGCUACCAUUUUAGCUGUAAGCUACCUUCAAGAUUUUAAGUUUGGCUAAGAAUAAAGUUCCAGGAUAGAAUUCCAAAA